Paralichthys olivaceus (Japanese flounder) is the source of this 2380-nucleotide messenger RNA. RefSeq names its product guanylyl cyclase domain containing 1 (gene gucd1). Lineage: Eukaryota; Metazoa; Chordata; Actinopteri; Pleuronectiformes; Paralichthyidae. The record is from RefSeq and is a predicted model, not a curated record.
ACACCCACACAUCAGAUGCUUGAUGUGUGUUAGCAAACUGAGGGAGAAACUGGGACAGCUGAAGAUAGAAGCGCAGCCACAGAACGGACUAACAUCGGGGCUGUCUUUAGUUUUAUUCCACAAUCGUGGAGGUGAAAAGCGACUGCAUGUCUGACGUAAGCGUGUGUCGAGGGCAGAGCCUCGCUGGGUGAGCAGCGGAGCAGGCUCGUCCACAGAGUUAGCCUGGCAGCUAACUUAAGCUGAGUUUGCAUUCGGGCAGCUAGUUUCUUGUUAGUUAGCAUCGAUGAAGAAACACGGUGCCGGUGUCCAACCUCUGAAUAAGACUGAGCAGCCUGUGUACAGUUAGCUAGCUUCUCAGAAAGACAACAACAGAAUGACAGAGGAUGCCAUCCUGCUGAAUGUCCCUGUCAUUCGGCAGCUGUACCACUGGGACUGUGGGUUAGCCUGCUCCAGGAUGGUGCUAAAGUACCUUCACCCAGUGGACGAUGAGGAGUUUCAGAGAGCAUGCUGGGAGCUGAAGCUAACAGAGAGUGUGUGGACUAUUGACCUGGCUUACCUCAUGUGCCAUCUAGGAAUCAAACACUGCUUUUGCACACAGACUCUGGGCGUUGAUAAAGGUUUUAGGAAUCAGUCCUUCUAUAAAAAGCAUUUUGACACAGAAGAAGACCGAGUGAACGAGCUCUUCUUAAAAGCAGAGAGCAAAGAUGUGGUGGUGAGAAAAUGUUCAGUAACCGUGCAGGAAAUCCAGUCCCAUCUGGAGCAGGGCCACGUUGCCAUAGUGCUGGUUAAUGCUGUCGUCUUGACAUGUGAGCUGUGCUCCUCGCCUGUCAAAUAUUGUUGCUUCCUGCCCGCUGGUCAGAAGUGUUUCUGCAGGAAGCCAGAGUACCAGGGUCACUUUGUGGUAGUGUGCGGCUUCAACAGGACCACAGGCUGUAUUUACUACAACAACCCUGCGUAUUCUGACAGGGUGUGCUGCACCAGCAUCAGUAACUUCGAGGAGGCUCGGCGGAGCUACGGGACAGAUGAAGAUAUUCUGUUAGUCUUUAAGGAGAGUUGAUGGACAGCGAUGAUGAUGGUGGAUUUGGAUUUCACUCUUCAUCGGCUCAUUGUAUUGACAUCACGCAGCUGCAGGUCUCAGUACCUGGACGCCUGUCAGCUGAUCCCUUGGACUAUUCCCUCCGGUGCUACUAAGUCUGACUGCUCUCUAGAAAAACACACGUUGGAGAAUCACUACACUUAUAUUAACAGCUGGAAGGUCCAGAGUCAAAGUUUUUUUCACACCGAUAGUUAAAAUGAAUUUUAUUGUUUGUUGAAUUUUAAUGGCUGCAGUUGGCUAAUAGAUAGAAUCUAUUGAAAUCUGCAAGUGGAUGAAAUGUGGGACUCAAACCUAGAAUAGGAAUCACUUCAACAGUGUUUAUAAUUCAGGGCUGAUGAGGUUUUUCACUUGUGUUUAGUGCUAAAGUCUGAAGGUGUUCUUCUGUCGCCGCCCUCUCACCUCUACCUGCCUUUUUAAGAAUUCUCACUCUCCUCUCGGUCACGAUUUAUUUAAAUGAUUCUGUCAACAGGGAAAACAGGAGCUGUCGCCUUCGUGUUUUGAGAGUCUCAGGUAAUUAAUGCCCUGAAGUGUGACAUUGUGCAUCAAAUGACAAAACUAGUUUAAUGCAAUAUUCCACAGUCUGUCUGUGGAUCUUAAUCUGCGUGCAGAGGAACAUGGACAGACAAUGGAACUCACCAGUUGCUGACAGCAGUGAAAACUAUAUAAUUUCCACAAUGUCACCGAGUUGUUUUAUUUUUUAAUUUUGUUAUUAUGUAUAUAUGUACAUGUUUGCACUACACUUUUCAUACCAGAUGUAAUUAUGUUAUUUAAAGAUUUUACCAUGAAAUUGCUUUUCUGAAUCUUGUGAAAAGUUCUUUCUUCUAGUUGUGCUUCUUGGUGAGAACAAACAGCACAUUUAAAACUUUAUUUUGUAUUAAACAUAGAGCUGCAUUUAUUAUAUGUUAUGAAUAAAGGAUUUGAACACAGUUUUGUUCUGGUCAGUUUUCCUGGUGCAAGAAUGUUUUAAGAGGCUGGAGUCGGUACUUGUUUGGUUAACCUGGUUGUUUGGAAGUUGUCUUAGCUGAAGAACUGAAACACUGUUAAAUUACUUAACUAUGAAAUGAAAAUCUAAAAUCUGUACAGUAAAUUAUAAGAACUAUAUCAUGUAUGGAAGUAACUUGAUGACAAAUCCAAAUCAAAUUCUUACCUGUAACUGGUUUGUUCUCGUUGGUCUGAUAACAGAUCUUUUGUCCUUUCUUUUUCAGUUUCUCACAGUUAAUUUAUAAUGUGAGGAAUUGUCAUCAGACAUUUUGUUCUAAAAACAAAUGUGUGUUGUCCUCAUCC